AUGGAUAUUCACACGCUUCUGGUUAACAUCCUGGUCGUCGUGCUUGGCACCCUUUCGCCUGUCGAGAGCACACCCCAAUUAGAGAGGCGAUGCCUUCCAUUCGCAAAUGGCAGCUUCGUGAUUCAUCAACACCAACUUUAUCCCGACUGUGCGGACUGGGAUGUUGAUAAUUGCGUCCUUUACUUCGGGUCCAAAGCCAAUGCCAGUGUUGUUGUUUACGACCCUUACAUGAAUAAGAUAGUCGACGUUUUGAUGUUGAGCGACAUCACACAGAACCCGAACCUUCAAAUCGGCGGCGUCCGAGUCGAUCAGCACACGAAUCUUGUGUCUAUCGUCACUAAUGCCGCUGCCCCCUUCAACGCCGCCGGGCAAAAUGUAUCCGGCGACAGCUUUAUAACCAAGUACGAUGUUGCCAAGAAACAGGUGCUGUGGAGCAAGAACAUCACCGAUGUUUCCAAGGGCGAGUAUGCUGGCUUCCGGGAUAUCGGAUACGACCCCCUUGGAAACACCUACGUCGUCGGGACGUUCCCAGGAACUAUAAUGAAAGUAAACCAGGAAGGCUCUGAUAUUAUUCCUUGGUAUCUACCUGCGAAAAUUGACAACACCAAAACUGGUUUUUCAGGACUUGCAGCAGUUGGAAAUAUCCUGAUAACCAGUAACAACGAGGAUUCACAGAUUUACCGUUUCGAUAUGACGGCUGAGAAGGGCACUCCUGUGCUUGUUCGUAGAUCGCCCGACGCAACAUUGGCCAUGACUGGUGUUAUAUAUCUGCCACAGAAGUACGACGGCAAAGUUCUGCUCGUUGCCGAAAACGCAAAGGGCAUCACCGUUCUCCGCUCCAGUGAUGGAUCGUGGCAAUCGGCUGAGCAUCUCGGUACGGUGCCGAACAACUCCUUGGCGGCGCCAGGAGGUACCAUUACCGCUGCGGUGCAAGUCGGCGAUAGUCUCUACAUGGUUGAAGGGUUCUCUACGGAUCCUUCUGUCUCUAACUCGACUGCUGGGAAUAGGACAGAGUUCCCCAUGGUUGACAUUACCUUGGAAGUUGAAGGGCUUCUAUGA
Colletotrichum graminicola M1.001 is the source of this 1059-nucleotide messenger RNA. RefSeq lists its product as uncharacterized. The record is from RefSeq and is a predicted model, not a curated record. The coding region runs from base 1 to 1059 and encodes 352 amino acids. NCBI's taxonomy places the organism in Eukaryota, Fungi, Ascomycota, Sordariomycetes, Glomerellales, Glomerellaceae. The transcript is spliced from 2 exons.